AUGCAGCAAUCUUCUCUUCGGCAGCGCAGGCCAUCGGAGGCGCAGAAGCUGGCAAAGGCACCCAGCAAGAGGGUAGGGCAGGGCCUCCGAGAUGCUGGACGCAGAGCAACGCGGGUUGACGAGAAGAUGAAGCGGCGAAUGUCUGCGCGGUUCGCAGAGAUCUCUUCCCCUACAGAUGCCUUGGUUCCCGACGUCCCUAGCCUCCCAAUCGGACCUACAGCCUCUCAAACCGCGCUCUCCAAGAAAGGGGGUGCGGCACCGGCGGUAGCACAGCGGGAGGAUCCUUGGACAGCGGACCUUAGGCUGCUGGACGUCGAUGAGUUUGACCCGGAUAGAUACCUUAAGACAAAGAUGGCGAACUCAACGGAGGCCGAGCUGAAGACUCUACAAUCAUCACUGCGAACACAGCAGGAUGGCGUUCGCAAGGACCUACAACAGGACGUCUUCCAGAACUAUACACAGUUCGUCCAAAUCUCGAAGGAGGUCGGUGUCAUUGAGAACGAGAUGCUGGAGUUCAAGGACUGCCUCUCGGAGUGGAAGAGCAUGCCAUCUCUCCUUCACGUCGAAGAGUCUGCAUCAGCAGCAGAGCGACGCCGCAAUGUCCGAUCCUCCAUUGCCGACCUGCGCGUGCUCUACGCCAACCAGAUGCAGACGCUCCAUCAGCAAAUUGAAGGUUCGAGCAAGUUCGUGCCGACGACACCGGGACGACAUGUUGUCUCCGAGAUGGAUAACAUACUCGCUCUGAACGCCGCAACGUAUAAGGUUGACCAUCCCGUCCGGUUCGUCAUUCUCGACGACGCAGUGCUCGUCGCGCGGAUCCGAAGGAGAAGGAACAAUGUCGAGAACGACAGGCUCGUGGCAGAGCGGUGCUGGCCUCUGAAUGAGAUGCUCGUCUUGGACACCAAGGACACUGCUACGAUGUCCAACGUCUUCAAGAUCAGACAUGGGAAGGAGACCCAUGUGUAUCGUACUGAAGCCGGAGGAGACAAGAAACAGCUGCUUUCUCAGUUCCGUCAAGUCGCAGAAGAGCUCUCUGCUAAGCGCCGUAAAGAACGCGAAGCAGAGCAUGGUCGCAGGAAGAGUCUCUACGUGGCCGACCGCUCCUCAAUGGCGUUCAACGUUGAGAGCAUGCCACCAAUACCGACGUGGAUGGCCGACUUGGUGGGUCAAACAGAGAUGGGUGCCACGGCGAAGGAGAAAGCCGAGCGUGACGCACGCUGGAUGGGCGAUUAUUGUGACGAGCUCACCGUCUCGAUUGCGCUCAGGGAGUGGGACAAAGCCGUCGAACUCGUGGAUAAGGGGGACGCGCAUCUUCAAGAGAUACCGAGUCUGGCCACGAAGCUCACGCCGCUGCGAGGUCAACUUACUGCCGCACUCCUGCAGUCCCUUGCCCAGCCGACGAAUCGCAAGUCCGCGGUGACCCGGCUGAUCGCUUUAUUGGUGCGCCUAAAGGCUGGGCCGGCUGCUCGCAAUACCUUCCUACAGGCACGAGCGGACAUGAUACGCAAGCGGGUGCGGUUGAUCCGCUUCGAGGGGCAUGUGGGCACGUAUGUCGGUGACCUCGCUGUUGUGGUCUUCACGGGCAUCAAGCAUACGGCGGACUGGUUCCUAUCAAGUUUCCGGGAGAACGAGGUAGCGAGCUUCUUCAUUGGAUGGACGAAGAAGCAAGUCGAAUUCUAUGCGGAGAUGUUCAGGAAGCAGGUAUACAGCUCGGAUGCCGACCAGCAAACCAUCGAAGAAGCCAUAAAGAUCACCCAGUCGCAGAGUCGUAGGUCACUGGAAGAGUACGGCAUCGACUUCCGCUUCCUCCUAGACAGGCUUCUGUUGGCAGAACCACCAGACAACUCUAUCCCGCGUCUGCCGCCAUCCAAGCCUCAGAGGGAGAUCUCACAUGAACUGAUGCACACACUAUCCUCUGCGUCGAUCCGAUCACGCUCUCCUGCAAUACCCCCUCCUCAGACUGCAGCCCCAGAUGUGCCCCCUGUACCCCCGCUACCGCAGAUCACCACCACCUCUCCUGGCACGUCUACCUCAGCAUACACACGUAUGUCGCCAGUAUCUCCCGCGCCACGCACUCCAUCAUCGGCUCGCAUCGCUACACCGUCGCCGCGGUCACCGUCUGCGGGCUCGCCACGCGCACCGGCGCCGUCGAGGACACGUCCGGAGGGGAUCCUGGGCGAGACGAGGCGGAACCAGCCGAGCCCUGCGCCGCCCCCGAAGUCGCGAGAUAGGCCUGGAAGUGCCGCUGGACAUAGGCCCCCGCCGGUCGCUGUGCCACGACGGGACGGGAUGUUCUGA
Messenger RNA from Fomitopsis serialis, 2298 nucleotides. RefSeq lists its product as uncharacterized. Gene Ontology annotation, biological process: intracellular protein localization; exocytosis; Golgi to plasma membrane transport. Lineage: Eukaryota; Fungi; Basidiomycota; Agaricomycetes; Polyporales; Fomitopsidaceae. The transcript is spliced from 9 exons. The coding region runs from base 1 to 2298 and encodes 765 amino acids. The record is from RefSeq and is a predicted model, not a curated record. Gene Ontology annotation, cellular component: exocyst.